AUGGCACAGGAUACGGAGCCAUCUGGACCAGCGGUGGAUGAGGAACCUUCUUCCCCGACACUCUCUUCCCCAACACCUGUGGCAUCAGCCUCAGCCUCGUCUCAGCCCACCUAUACAACUGCCGGGACAAUCUACAACCCCAGCUCCUCGCAGCGGCUCCAGCCUCCCGCUCGUCGUGGUCGCUUGCUCAAGUUGAACUCCGAAGCCAGUGGAUUCCCUCUUGAUGCCGCCAAAUUUGGUACUCCCAGAUCUAUGCUGUCUGACGCACAGUUCAGAUCUGACGCCAGUACCAAAGUGCCCGCAGCUACAGCCAUUCAACAGUAUAGUCCUUUGCAGCAAAACUAUGAUCGUGCAGUUAGCCCUGUUGUCAGCCCAACUCACGAACCCGGAAUGUCAUUUCAUGGCGUCAGGCCGCACAAUGCGUCUCUCCAUGCUGGAGCUGAUUCGCCACAUGUCUCUCUCUUCGAUAACGGCAAGGGGAAGGCGGUCGCAACCAAUAAUGGCAGUUCUAGCGAUGACGACGACGACAUUGUCAACAGCGCCCUAAUGAACAUGACUGUCAAAUCUCUCCAAAACCUGGCUUCGUACCCGAACCCGAACCAAAAGAGCGCUCAGAAGGCGCUUCUUCGGGGGACAAGGCCAAAGGCGGGCAGCAACCUGAGCGGUGGCCCAUCUAGAUUGAGCACCCCAUUCACAUACCCUAACGCCAGUCCUGGUAGAGCAACAAACCCCCCGAGUGAAGACGCCUCAAUCGGAUUCAGACCUAUUCUGUCGGAACCCAGCGCUCUUUACCAGAGAACCCAAGACCGUCGAUGGAGAUCUCGAAAGAUGGCAUCCGAAGCUGGAGCAAGUGGUACCUAUUACAGUGCAUAUGAAUCCCGGCGCUCGACCCCUUCCACAAACAGUGACAUAACGGAUCUCAAUCCUUCAGCGUCUAUGCAUCUCGCCACAGGCCCAGGCGCGCCCAAACCUUUGACGGCUGGACCUCCUGGUCAGCGCCAAUAUCGCCCUUCAACAUUCGAGUCGACAUUCAAAGCACUCGCGACUCGAUCGGUAGCCUCUCAAGGGUUUUUCAAUGAAGCUGAAGAGGAUCGUCCUUCGUUUGCUGUCAGGGUGGCCAACACCGUGCCAUCGACUCCCCAAGACUCCGUCGCAGAGGACGAGGAAUACAUGUCGGCCCCCGAGUUGUCCAUGAACACGUACAACGGCAUGCCCGCAGUUGCCCGGAGCCCACCCCCUGAGUAUGAGGAGAACCCGAUGAUUUCUCCUAAUACUCUGCUGUACUUGACCAUCAAUUCCGAGCCCGACUGGCCACAAGAACAACGGUGCAACGCUGAUGAUGUGUACGGGUGUACUUGCCCAGCCUAUGAAAUGGGUGGAACAAGCGUCGCAAAUUCUGCUACCCAGAGACAGGGCUACUCUGGCUCAUCUGGCCCGGGGGUUCCAGGGAGCUUUCACACACCCUGGCAGCCAGAAAUGUAUUGUGCCUAUGAGCAAUGGGAUGAGCCCCUAGGUCCAAUGUUUCCCCAAUCCUUGGGGUAUCCAGGACGCUUGACCGUACGGGAGAUUCAAGAACACAAUUGGCGACUCAACGUUAUGUGGUAUGCAGGAACUGGUUUACUGGGUGACUUUGAUGCGGCACAAGUGCUCUCCCAGCCUACCAGCCACAAUACCAACCCGCCAGUAGCAAAGCAUAUUUACGGUGCAGUUGGAGAGGGACGUCCCAACCAAGCUGUAAAGGAGAGCCCCGCGGCUCGAGAAGAUGGGCCUUGCAGCAUGCCAAUCAGGUUUGUCGACGACGACGUUACGGACGGCCUCGCGCUCUUGGACCGAGUUUUGAGCAGGGCUACUUGA
Trichoderma virens Gv29-8 is the source of this 1854-nucleotide messenger RNA. RefSeq lists its product as uncharacterized. Lineage: Eukaryota; Fungi; Ascomycota; Sordariomycetes; Hypocreales; Hypocreaceae. Bases 1 to 1854 code for a protein of 617 amino acids. The transcript has a single exon. The record is from RefSeq and is a predicted model, not a curated record.